GAUACGUCGUUCCUUGGCGGCCCUGAAAGCGGGCGCUGGUUGCGACGUUCCAUGGCUUCGGCUCUUGGCCAUGGGCUUCUUGGCCGGGUUGGUGCCGGCGCUUCUGGCGGCGCUGGCGUUCGGGGUGCAGUACGUGCCGGUGAAGAAGUACAAGAUAUAUGAUGGGACCACCUUUCAGUGGUUCAUGUGCUCGGGGAUCCUCUUCGUGGGGGUGGUGGCGGGCUUGCUGGGCGGGGACCUGGCGCGGGCCCCCGUGGACUGCGCGGUGCUGGGGGGCGGCGCCCUGUGGGCGCUCUCCAACUUCGCGGUGCUGCCGCUGGUGAAGCUGCUGGGCAUCGGCCUGGGCUUCUCCUUGUACCACUUCCAGAACAUGAUCGUAGGUUACCUGGUGGGCCGCUUUGGAGCCUUCGGCGUGCCCUGCCUGGAGCCGGCCUUCCCGGGCAGUUUGUACAUUUGCGACCUGGGCUGCGGGCUGAUCCUUGUGUCCUUCGUUGCCCUACUCCUCGUCGAGGGUGACAAUGAGAAGGAAGCAGCCAGCUCCCCAGCCCCUACAGUGCACGGGAAGAGCCAGAUCGAGCAGCCCGAGCUCACCGAGAAGACGAACCUCCGCCUGGAGUCGAGCGCUUUCUCCGCAUUUGCGCUGGAGGUGGAGGAGGAAGAGGAGGAGGUUCGGAGCCCCGAGACGGCGCCGCCGGAGGCGGCCAGGAGGAAGCCUUGGCAGACCUCUGCGCUGGGCGUGCUGCUGGCGAUUGUGGCCGGGAGCCUGGCCGGCGUGCAGAGUGUGCCGGCGACCUUGUACAACUUGGCGCACCCGCAGUACCCCUCCACCGCCGUGGUCUUCCCCCAGUGCGUGGGGGUGUGGUUUGCCUCUACGUCAAGUCCAAGGGCAUCUACCUGGUCUACUCCACGAUGGCGGGGUUGCGGAAGCGCCCGGUGCUGCAUGCAGUGAUCCGUCCCGCCUUUGUGAGCGGCUGCAUUUGGGCGCUGGGUUUCCUCUUUAUGAUCAAAGGCAUCCACCAGUUGGGCUUCGCCGUCGGCUACACGCUGGACGCGGUGGGGCCCAUCAUUGUAGCCAGCCUCCUCUCCAUCUGCUGGUUCCGGGAAAUCACGGGCAGGCGCCAGCUUAUGAUUUACUGGACAGCGGAGGGGCUGCAGCUGAUCGGCGUUGUUCUCAUCACCGCGUUCAGCAAGCAGUGAGGGGCCCACGGUCCCGAUUGCUUCCCGCACAACGCCC
Messenger RNA from Effrenium voratum, 1234 nucleotides. The record is from the annotation of a GenBank genome assembly. Lineage: Eukaryota; Dinophyceae; Suessiales; Symbiodiniaceae.